Messenger RNA from Fusarium graminearum PH-1, 966 nucleotides. RefSeq lists its product as uncharacterized. The record is from RefSeq and is a predicted model, not a curated record. Lineage: Eukaryota; Fungi; Ascomycota; Sordariomycetes; Hypocreales; Nectriaceae. Bases 1 to 966 code for a protein of 321 amino acids. The transcript is spliced from 6 exons.
AUGGCAAGGUAUCCUAAGAAGUCUAAGGCUAAGAAGGGGAAGCCAAAAUGUACUCUAAAUAAGAAGAUAUGCCGGAAGUAUAGUAAAGAGACAUUAGAAGUUCUAAUACAACCUGACGCUACUGAGAAGUUUGGCAUGCCUGAGCAAUACUUUAGUAUGGCUAUUGCUUAUUGGCAAACAGAAAGAAUGAACUCCUACCAACUGAACAGUAUUCCCCUGGAAAAAGGUCAAUCAGACUUGGAAAUACAAAUCAUAUCAUUUUUAAAGCGAACAGAGUUAUUAUUUAUUCCUUCGUUCUCACUUAAUAUCAAAUUACCCAAGUUCACUUUUGUUUUAAAAUAUACAUUCAAGUACUGUUAUCAAGGUUUAAUGCAAGAGUUGCUACCUCAUACCAGUUCUGAGUUUAGUCUAUCCUGUCUAUUAUUUGAUGCAUCCCACUUGGUUGACGCUUAUUGGACGAACCCCUCAACUGGAUAUUUCAUUUCUGCUCAAUCUUCUCCCGUUCAACCCCAAUUAGAUCACUGCCGAUAUGUCAACUUUACAAAGCCGCUAAUCAUCGAUACCGUUUCCCUGCCAAAAGACACGUCAUCCUCGUUCAUCGAGAAAGAUAGGGGAAACGCAACAUGGCAUACACUCUUAUCCGCACCAGGAACUAUCAGCAACUCGUUCACCAGUGGUAUUGCGACAUGCCCUCGCAACGGCUCCUUGGCACUUCAUCGGCACACGCAGGCAGAGAUAUACUACAUUCUUUCAGGCAGCGGAGAAGUAGAGGUUGAAGGGGUAAGACACUCGGUCUCGAAGGGCAACCUUGUUUGGAUACCUGGAGACGCAGAACAUGGAGUAUUUUGCGGUGACGAUGAGCUUAAAUGGCUCUAUAUCUUCCCUGAAAGCAGUUUUGACAAUAUCGUGUAUCGGUUCAGUAGUGAGAUGGAGAACGCCGUAAAGAAAAUCAAGUCCAAGCUGUAG